AUGACCGAGUCCCCAACGCAGCAUCGACAACUCGCUCCAGGCCCUUCCCCACGAUGCGAAAUAUCCCCAGAUGACUCUCCGAUGGAGGAGCGCCGAGGCUCCGGUGAUUCCGGCAAGAAGCAGCAGCGGGCUUCAAUGGCAUGCAUAGCUUGUAAAAAAUCGAAGCGAAAGUGCUCGGGUAAGCAGCCAUGCGACACCUGCCGCACCUUGAAUAGAGAUUGUGUUUUCGACGAAACGCUUGACCAGCGCCGCCGCGUGGCGGCCAAGCGCACAGCUGAAGAAUUGGACUACUACCGCGGCUUGUAUAACGAUCUUCUCAGGGCAAUGCGUGAAGAGGACAGAUCGUCUGCCAUCGAACUGGUGGACAUGAUCCGACGAGACGCUACCAACGAAGAGUUACGCCAUCGCAUUGGGAGCAUCCUCAAAGUUACUGGGAGAAAAGGUGAUGAGACGGAAGAACCAGUCAGCAACCUAGAGGAUAUACAGUGUAUGAUCAACGAAGAUUUUAUGCAGUCGUGGCGGCCCCAAGUCAUGGACAUACACUACCUCUGUGUUGAUGCUCCCUAUCGAGUCCCCGCGCAACCCUGGACGAACGUUACGACCGACUCUGAUCUCGUCUCUCAUCUCGUCUCGCUUUAUUUUACAUGGGACUAUCCGUUCAAUACCUUUCUGGACCGCGAUGUGUUUCUCAAGCACAUGAUUGGGGGGAAUAUCAACUCGGAGUUUUGCAGCCCCUUCUUGGUGAACGCGCUACUCGCGAAUGCAUGUCAUUUUUCAGACUAUUCGGAGGCAUACGCCAGACAGGGAGAUAUCAUGAGCAAGGGGAAUGACUUCCUGGCUGAGGCCGAGCGGCUAAGAGAAAUCGAGCCUCCCAGACUAUCACUCACCCACAUUCAAGGAAUCCUCCUGCUAUGUGAAAGAUACUCCCUUUGCGGUAAGAAUGAUUGCGGGUAUAAAAUGCUGCAUUUGGCCAUUUGGACUGGAGAGGCCAAGGGACUUAUUGGUGAAAGGAAGCCAGCCCUAUCGAGCAACGAGUUCCCGGAGGAUAUGGAAGUGUCACUAAGGCGGACUGCCUGGGGCUUAUUCCAGAUUGAUACACAUGACCAGAAUACUCGUUGGUUGCCAUACCCCAUAAGUGGAGAGCCAAAGGAGUCAUACCUCAAUGAGUACUUCGACAUAUCGUGCAAUCUGAGCGAGAUCGCGCGGGACAUGUCCCAGUGGCUCUUUGCGAGUCACGGAAGAGUACCAUCGGCUACGGAACUAAUCAGGAUCAAGGAGGUGUUGUUCCGGAGGCUGCGCGAAUGGACGGAGGGAUUGCCCGCCCACUUCAAGCGAGACGACGAGGUGCCGCCGUACGUACUUGUCAUGAAAAUGCGGUAUCACACUCUGAUCAUCAUCCUUCUACUGUUCCAUGCCGAGGAUGAGAUCCUGGGUCCCCCCAUGGAAGGUCUCAAAACCCCGGAAAGCCUAACGAGUCCCAGCCCACUGCUAGAGUGCAACAAGUGUGACACCAUUGAGUCGGCAGCGCGAGCAAUUGCGACACUUGUGCGCAUCCAGCGACAGAAUUACGGCACAGCUCAUGCUCACCAUUUCACCAUGUACGCUAUCAACCUGGCCCUCUUCGUGCUAGUGGAGCGACAAGGCAAAUUUGACAUCCUAGACAACGCCUUCCUAUUUCUUGCGAGUGUUUUUGCUAGUAUAGCAAGUCGGUCCCAAUUAGGGCGGAAUCUGUUUCAUAUAUUCCGCCAGAGUGUCCGCGCCAAGCGCCAAGGUAGUCGAAUCCGCCAUUCUACCGCGGUCAAUGAUGAGAUGAAGACUUUGUUCGACGAGGAGUCUACAUUACCGUCGGUAUUUGACGAGUUCGCUAAUGGGUUGGAGAAAUUGGACGCAGACGGGCGGUAUCGCGUGCUGGGACACUGUCCCGGGGGACCCCAGGCUACCACUUCCAGCAGGGCUGACCAGCUUGUCGCAAGUGAGUGGUGCCGGCAUAAUCCACUCUCUGAUAUGCUUAACUGCUACGAGAUUUUGAGCUGUGGUCGGCUUUACAGAUAG
This is a messenger RNA of Aspergillus nidulans FGSC A4, 2052 nucleotides long. RefSeq lists its product as uncharacterized. Gene Ontology annotation, molecular function: zinc ion binding; DNA-binding transcription factor activity, RNA polymerase II-specific; DNA binding. Gene Ontology annotation, cellular component: nucleus. Lineage: Eukaryota; Fungi; Ascomycota; Eurotiomycetes; Eurotiales; Aspergillaceae. The record is from RefSeq and is a predicted model, not a curated record. The transcript is spliced from 5 exons. Gene Ontology annotation, biological process: regulation of DNA-templated transcription; regulation of transcription by RNA polymerase II; DNA-templated transcription. The coding region runs from base 1 to 2052 and encodes 683 amino acids.